AUGCCGGAAAUCAGAUCCAAUUACAGCUAUCGAGUUUAUUAUUACAUAAGGGCCUAUCUUCACGGUGACGUGGAAGCUGAAGAAGUUCUCAAACCAUUUGACGAAAUGAAACAAGCUUUGAUCAAAAGAAACUCUGAACACUUGGCAGAAGUGCUUAUACAGGAAGGUAUGGAUAUGAUUGUUUCAGGCCAGGUAGGACUAGGUUCGGAGCCCAUGUCCAGCUUGGCUGAAUUCACGCUUCUAUUUGACGAAUUACUCCAAUACCGUGCGUGUGAACUUGCAACCCUCAUGAUUGCUUGGGAAAUUCAAUGGAAAACUUUCAGAUCACACAGCGAAAAUGGAACGCAUGAUUUGGCCACAAAGUGGACUCUAUUCUCGCUUACCCAUACACUCCCAUUACCCUACUCGGUUUACCCCAUGGAAAACGUAAGGGAGAGGAUCUUGAUAAAGGCUAUAGAGGCGGAUUUCAAAGCUUUUGGUGUCGAAGGACUUGACCUUAGACUGAUUGCUCAUAAGGGAAUAAAGGAUUGUGGCAUUAUGCGGUACAGCUUCAUUGAGUAUGCGAGAAAAUCGAAAUUGUUUAUUGAGUCACAAAAAGACAAGAAGAUGGAGAAUAAGGAUAAAAACUUGAGAUGCCACUUUUGUAAGGAAAUGGGUCACAAAAAGAUUGAUUGCUUUGAAUUGAGGAGGCAAGAGGAGCUGGAUUCCAAUGAGCCACUGGCUAAGAGACAGAAGACCAGUGAUGAAUUUGAUGAAGAUUAA
Candidozyma duobushaemuli is the source of this 762-nucleotide messenger RNA. RefSeq lists its product as uncharacterized. The transcript has a single exon. Bases 1 to 762 code for a protein of 253 amino acids. Gene Ontology annotation, molecular function: nucleic acid binding; zinc ion binding. NCBI's taxonomy places the organism in Eukaryota, Fungi, Ascomycota, Pichiomycetes, Serinales, Metschnikowiaceae. The record is from RefSeq and is a predicted model, not a curated record.